AUUUUUUGUUUCUUUCUUCCUUUUGGUUCACACCCUUUUCAAAAGAUUCAAUUUUUCAUAGUGUAGUUGCACUAAAAAGCUGUUCUUGAUUGUGUUUUCAUGGUGGCAUUGAGGUAACCUGACUUGGGACUUGUUUCUUUCUUCUUUUGGUUCAUACCCUUUUCAAAAGAUUCAAUUUUUCAUUGUGGAGUUGCACUAAAAGGCUCUAUUUAACUGUAUUUUCAUGGUGGCAUUGAGGUAACCUUUCUUCUGGUGCACAGCUCGGAACUCGGUGGAUAAUUGGCACACCCCUUGACUCUUCUCCACUUAAAUACCAGGCUUUUUGUUACGUCCGCCUAACUCACAUAUCAGGCAUAGGCAUUGCACUCUUACCACUGAACCAAAGCCUCUAGGAGCAUUUCCAAUCUGAAGUCUAGAGGAAAGUUGUUAGCUCAGAUCUUGUCUAAAACUAUUUUUUUGUUCUUUUGGUGUUAAUCAUAGUUUAUUGGUAGUUUCCUGUGAUUUUUCAGUUAAGUUUUUUUUUUCUGUAUCAAGAUUGCUCUAGAUAGUUGAGAAAGAUCUAUAAUACUACAGUGUAGGUUCUUAAUAUCAUCUGGGAAAUCAGACUUAGCUUAUUCAGCUACUUUGAUAUCGAGAUUGAGGCAUAGUUAUUGUUGUUGUUGUUGUAACUGGAGGGGUCAUCUGAAAGAAGAAAUUCAAAAACUUGUCUUAAGAGUUUUAAUUUUUGUGGAGAAUUGGAGUCCAGUAUUUAGCAAUAGGCUCUUUAGGACGAUGGACUUGAGAACAAUGUCAUGGAUGCCUUUAGUUCUAGCAGUAGUUGUGUCCAUCUUUUUGAUUCAGGACUCGAAUGCUGCCUUCGUUCCUGCUGAUAACUACUUGCUCGCGUGUGGAUCAUCACAAAAUGUGACCUAUAUCGGCCAGACAUAUGUUCCUGAUUCGCUUCACUCUUCAGCUGCUUUAGAAAAUAAGGAAAAUUCUAUUGCUGCAACAUCCAAUUCUAGUGCUCCGUUUUCGAUCUAUCAGUCAGCCAGAAUUUUCCAUACUACGGCGUUUUACAAGUUUGAUAUUAAGCAAGAAGGCCACCAUUGGAUCCGUCUCUAUUUCUACCCUCUUCCAGGGCACAACUUAACGUCUGCCUCAAUGACAGUGGUCACGGAAAAUUUUGUUCUGUUGAACAAUUUCAGUUUCAAGAGCUAUAAUGGAUCAUACCUUUUUAAGGAAUACACGAUCAAUGCCAAUUCAGAUAGUUUGAUUCUUGCUUUGAUCCCUUCAAACAACUCCGUUGCAUUUAUCAGUGCCAUUGAAGUUGUAUCAGUACCUGAUGAGUUGAUCCCUGAUCAAGCAGUGGCUGUAUCUCCCGUAGCACCUUUCAGUGGCCUUUCUGGACUAGCCCUCGAAACUGUUUAUCGUCUAAACAUGGGUGGUCCUCAUCUCACUGCUCUGAACGACACCUUGGGAAGAACAUGGGAGAAUGAUGUGAAGUACCUUCACGUCAACAGCUCUGCGGUGAGUGUUUCAGUUAGCCCUUCAAGCAUAAAGUAUCCGGCUACUAUGACUCCUGAAAUAGCACCAAAUUGGGUUUACGCUACUGCUGAAACUAUGGGAGAUGCAAAUGUACCUAAUGUGAAUUUCAAUAUCACUUGGGUGUUCCCUGUUGAUCCGAACUUCAUGUACUUCAUCCGAGUACAUUUUUGUGAUAUUGUGAGUGAAUCUUUGAAUAGUCUUCUGUUCAACCUAUAUGUUAAUGAUGACGCUGCUCUAUUGGACCUAGACUUGUCAAACUUAGCUGGAAAUUUGGACGUACCGUUAUACAAGGAUUUCGUCUCCAAUUCCUCAGUAAACUCAAGUAUUCUGACAGUGAGUGUUGGUCCAGAUACGAGUGCGGAUUGGAUAAAUGCAAUUAUGAAUGGACUGGAAAUCAUGAAGAUUAGCAAUGAAGCUAGAAGCUUGAGUGGGGUUCAAUCUGUUGAGACUCUCUUUGUGUUGCCUCACAAAAAGAAAAAGAUAGGUUUAAUAUUUGGUUCUGCCUUAGGAGCAUCAGCUGUUUUGGCGCUUAUUGCGUUGUGUUGUUGCUUUUUUAUAGCUCGAAGAUCAAAGACUUCCAACCAAGGACACUCAUGGAUUCCGUCCUUGUAUGGAAACUCUUUAACUUUGACGAAAACAACAGCUUCUCGGGGAACAGCAAGCUGCAUCUCCUUGGCUUCACCGAAUGUUGGACGAUUUUUUAGUUUCCAAGAAAUAAUGGAUGCAACUAACAAAUUCGACGAGAACUUGCUUCUUGGUGUUGGUGGUUUUGGUAGGGUCUAUAAAGGAACAAUGGAAGAUGGAACUAAACUUGCUGUCAAAAGAGGAAACACAGGAUCUGAACAAGGUCUAGCUGAAUUUCAAACUGAGAUUGAAAUGUUGUCCAAACUUCGCCACCGUCACCUCGUGUCUUUGAUUGGUUAUUGCGAUGAGAGGUCGGAAAUGAUUCUUGUUUAUGAAUACAUGGCAAAUGGUCCUCUCAGAAGUCAUCUUUAUGGAACAGAUCUCCCGCCUCUCUCAUGGAAGCAGCGUCUUGAGAUUUGUAUCGGUGCUGCAAGGGGGCUGCAUUACCUCCAUACAGGUGCAACUCAGAGCAUCAUUCACCGCGAUGUCAAAACCACCAACAUACUUUUGGAUGAUAACUUUGUGGCUAAAGUUGCUGACUUUGGUCUUUCCAAAGCCGGACCGGCUCUUGAUCAGACACAUGUAAGUACUGCUGUGAAGGGUAGCUUUGGGUACCUUGAUCCUGAAUACUUCCGGAGGCAGCAGCUCACGGAGAAAUCAGAUGUCUACUCAUUUGGUGUUGUCCUAAUGGAAGUUCUCUGCACCAGACCAGCAUUGAAUCCGGUCCUUCCUCGUGAGCAAGUUAAUAUAGCUGAGUGGGCUAUGAUUUGGCAAAAGAAAGGCAUGUUGGAUCGGAUAAUGGACGAGAAUCUCAAGGGGCAGGUUAACCCAGCCUCCCUGAAAAAGUUCGGUGAGACAGCUGAAAAGUGUUUGGCUGAGUACGGAGUUGAUAGACCUUCAAUGGGAGAUGUGUUAUGGAAUCUAGAAUACGCUCUUCAGCUCGAAGAAGCCUCAUCAGCCUUGACAGAGCCUGAUGAUAACAGUACAAACCAUAUCCCUGGCAUACCAUUAACACCAGUUGAGCCAUUCGACAACAGUGUUAGCAAUAUCCAAGGUAUAGUUAACUCAGGAACAGAUGAUGAUGCAGGGGAUGCUGCUACUAGUUCCGUUUUCUCUCAGCUGGUAAAUCCGCGGGGAAGAUGAGAAGAAAUACUCCCUCGUAUACGUGCUUGAGUAUAGUAUUGAAUCAAAUUUUCCCUCUACUAAAAUGUUUUUGAGUGUGUAUUGUAUAUGAUUGAUGUACUAGCGUAUUCAUCGUUCAAAUACUGCAAGUUGCAGUAUUGUUUCCAUUGUUAGGUGAUACAUUGCCCUCUUUAUCUGAUAGAUAGUCAUGAAUAUGUAUUUGUAAAAGCACUAUAAUUGUAUCCAUUCAUAGAUAAUAAUUAUUAAGCAUAUGUUGCCAUCUCUUCUGUUUGUUACUC
Messenger RNA from Solanum stenotomum, 3569 nucleotides. Its product is annotated as receptor-like protein kinase THESEUS 1. Gene Ontology annotation, molecular function: ATP binding; transmembrane receptor protein tyrosine kinase activity. NCBI's taxonomy places the organism in Eukaryota, Viridiplantae, Streptophyta, Magnoliopsida, Solanales, Solanaceae. The record is from RefSeq and is a predicted model, not a curated record. The transcript has a single exon. Bases 772 to 3291 code for a protein of 839 amino acids. Gene Ontology annotation, cellular component: plasma membrane; plasmodesma. Gene Ontology annotation, biological process: protein autophosphorylation.